This is a messenger RNA of Phaeodactylum tricornutum CCAP 1055/1, 962 nucleotides long. RefSeq lists its product with no specific name. Gene Ontology annotation, biological process: microtubule-based process. Bases 87 to 962 code for a protein of 291 amino acids. The transcript has a single exon. Gene Ontology annotation, cellular component: cytoplasm; nucleus. The record is from RefSeq and is a predicted model, not a curated record. Lineage: Eukaryota; Bacillariophyta; Bacillariophyceae; Surirellales; Neidiaceae.
UGCAUCUGAAACUCCGAUGUGCACAGGCAGUUCGAACACUGUCGGUGAACCUCAAAUACUGAUUUAGCACACAUUUCAAAGCUGAAAUGUCGAACGAAUGGAUCUCGGUUUCUCGCGAUGACAAGAAGCGUGUUAUGCGAAAGGGGGCUGGGUGGCGACGGCGUCGUCCUAUGACAGCAGCCAGUAAAGAUGCACGUUACGCAAAUUCAUCAAUAGACGAUUAUGUCCACGAUCAAAAAGUGAUGCUCUCCAUACUUUCCGAUUGCCAACGUGUUCUUGCUUCGAGUAGAUUUCAUCAACGUAUUUUCGAUGUAUGUGGCACUUCUUUUGCUCAUUCCGACACGUCACCAGCAUGCCUGCAGAUUAUAUGCUACGGUAUCGGAAACUUUUCUCGAACCUCAUCUACAAACUAUUCCUCCUCUCUGUGGCAGCUGGCAGAAGUAUUGUGUCUUCGUCAGGAGUUACAAGGCAAAAGUGCUUAUUCGGUACCUCUCUACUUUUACGAUCCCUGUUCAACUAACUUUGAACAAGUCUUUUUGAUGGAGCGGUUGCAAGUCGAGGUUUUGGCAGACAACGAUCGAGGAAGGCGGGCUAUAGAAGGAAAUCCGACACUUUUCUACAUGCCUCAUUGUCCGGCGAGACUUUACGAAAAUGUCUUGUCAGCCAACUGGGACGAGCUUCACUCUGAAACUUCAACGCCUUUAUUGAUUCUGGGGAACUCGCUUCGAAAUUAUUGCAAUCCACUAUAUACCUUGAAAUUCCCUUGUAUGAAAUCGCUUUUGCCGUACACAACAGAAAUUCGGCUGGACGAUAAGACUCUUGAUGAUUGCAAGAUCGCACCUGGCAACAUUGUCGGAGCCUUCAAUGACACCUAUUUGACGUUGUUCGCUUCUGUCAUCAAACUAGGGCCUCAGCCUACCUCGUCGCCAGAAAGAGAUGAUGAAGACCCGGAACUUCUGUGA